Mytilinidion resinicola is the source of this 1045-nucleotide messenger RNA. RefSeq names its product casein kinase-like protein I isoform epsilon. Bases 107 to 1045 code for a protein of 312 amino acids. The transcript is spliced from 4 exons. Gene Ontology annotation, cellular component: nucleus; cytoplasm. Gene Ontology annotation, biological process: signal transduction; endocytosis; peptidyl-serine phosphorylation. NCBI's taxonomy places the organism in Eukaryota, Fungi, Ascomycota, Dothideomycetes, Mytilinidiales, Mytilinidiaceae. Gene Ontology annotation, molecular function: protein serine/threonine kinase activity; ATP binding. The record is from RefSeq and is a predicted model, not a curated record.
CCCAGAGGCGCGAGUCUACAUCACCCCUCGAUUGUUGCACCAAGCUUGAGUUUAUACUCCUUUAUUCUGCUUUAGUCCAGCGCUGUAGCUGUUGAUAAUUACAGCAAUGUCCAAGUCAGAGAAACAGUUGGAUAUUCGCGUCAACAACCAGUACCGCCUCUUAAGACGACUAGGAAGCGGGGGCUUCGGUGUCGUUUACGAAGGUAUCGACGUCAUGACCUCCCAACGUGUAGCGCUCAAGCUCGAACACAUUCGAAGCGAACACUCCGAGAGCCUCCAAAAUGAAAUCGAUAUCUAUAAAAAACUCGCAGGCAGUGCCGGAAUCCCAAAAUUAUAUUGGGACGGCGAUGAAUGCGACUACAACGUCAUGGUGUUCGAACUUCUCGGACCGAACCUAGAAGACUUGUUCAACUAUUGCGGUCGACGAUUCUCGCUCCGGACGGUGCUGUUACUGGCAGACCAGCUCAUCCGCCGGUUUCAGUACAUCCAUUCCAAGGGAUUCCUCCAUCGAGAUAUUAAGCCCGCGAAUCUACUUAUGGGCCACGGAACACGAGGAAACAUCGUUUACAUCACCGAUAUGGGUCUCGCGAAGGAGUCUACGGACGUAGCAGCCGCACGGCACGGCCGGCAGCUGGAAGGUCCUGUUCUUGGUACUGCGCGGUAUGCAAGCAUUAAUGCUCACCGCGGCGUAGAGCAAUCGCCCGCAGAUGACAUGGAAGCAUUAGGAUACGUUUUCGUGUACUUCCUUCAGCAAGGCAACCUUCCUUGGAUGGGGCUCCCAGCCAAAAGCGGGUCGGAAAAAGAACUGGCCAUUCUACGGAAAAAACAGUCAACGUCACCUGAAGAGCUGUGCGACAGCUUGCCGGAUGAGUUCGUGAAAUAUUUCAACCAUAUCAAGACAUCUUGCGACAAUGAUCGGGGCGUUGACUAUAAGUAUCUGCUCCGUUUGUUCCGCAGUCUCUUCCAGCGUCAUGGUUUCGAAUACGACAAUGUCUACGACUGGACGGUCUUGAAAUACAUGGAAUAUCAGGAGAAAUGCGCUUAA